This is a messenger RNA of Coccomyxa subellipsoidea C-169, 555 nucleotides long. RefSeq lists its product as hypothetical. NCBI's taxonomy places the organism in Eukaryota, Viridiplantae, Chlorophyta, Trebouxiophyceae, Coccomyxaceae. The coding region runs from base 1 to 555 and encodes 184 amino acids. The record is from RefSeq and is a predicted model, not a curated record. The transcript has 3 exons.
AUGGCGCGACCUGUGCACCGGGCAAUUCGGCCCUGCGUCUUGCUGCUGCUGCCGCUGCUGCUCUUCGUGCUGGGGCAAGCAAGCGCCAAGUCAAAGUCGAAGGAAAAGGCGGCCACCACCUAUGCUGCCAUCCUGACAGGGGAUCAGAUGGUGCCUCCAGUCAACACCACCGCGCAUGGGGAGGUGGACUUGGCAGUGCACCAACACGAGAAGAGCAAGGAUGACUUCGUCUCCUACAACAUCACCCUCUUCCAAGUGAGCCACUUGAAGGAGAUUGACCUGCGCCAAGCCCAGCAGGGGCAGCCGGGAGACAAGAUCGCCAUCCUUUGGGGGCCCUCAGACACCGGCUUGAACCAGGAAGUGAACGGCCAGCUGAAGCAGGGCAACCUGACCAAGAGCAGCUUUGAGAAAGGACCCAUGUCAAAGAAAGAUCCGAACGAGCUAAUGCAGCGCUUCAACGACAACGAUGUCUAUGUCCUGGUGACCACCACUGACCAUCCGGAAGGCCUCCUGCGCGGCCAGGUGCACAGGAAGAACGACACAUCAUCUCCUUGA